Messenger RNA from Arabidopsis thaliana (thale cress), 3414 nucleotides. Its product is annotated as Protein kinase superfamily protein. Gene Ontology annotation, biological process: mRNA cis splicing, via spliceosome. Gene Ontology annotation, cellular component: chromosome; nucleus. The transcript is spliced from 15 exons. The coding region runs from base 109 to 2916 and encodes 935 amino acids. NCBI's taxonomy places the organism in Eukaryota, Viridiplantae, Streptophyta, Magnoliopsida, Brassicales, Brassicaceae. Gene Ontology annotation, molecular function: ATP binding; kinase activity; protein serine/threonine kinase activity. The record is from RefSeq and is marked reviewed.
AUUUACAUAAAAUCCCUUUAAAAAGAUGUUACAAGCAAUUCUGGUCGCGAUUCUAUACCAAAAUUUCUUGAGCCUUAACCCUAAUUUCGAUUACGACGAUACUCUCUGAUGGCGAACGAUAAGCAGAUCGAAUCUCACCACCGCAAGCAUCACCGUUCAUCUUCGUCGUCCGAUGACACUGAAAAAGCAUCGAAACGACACAAGCAUCGUCAUCACAAGCAUCAUCACCACAGGCAUCGCCAUCACCGAGAUAAGAAGCGCGAAAAUGAAAUUCCAUCCGCCGGCGAUGAGACAGAGAUAUUGGAUGUUACUCCGGCGGCUCCAAUUGUUGUUAGUAACGGCUGUGAGGAGGAGGAUGUGGAGGAAGGAGAGAUUUUAGAAGAAGAUGGGAUUGGUGAUGUUUUGAUGAAGACGGCAGAUUCCGACGGCGAAUCAGGCGAAAUCAAAUUUGAAGAUAAUAAUCUGCCUCCACUUGGGGAAAAAGGGCGUCAAGGAGAAGAAAAGAGUUCUAAUGGUGUUCUAACUCGUGAAUCUGAAAGGGAGGAUAAGAGGUGGGAUAAAGAAGCUGGAGGUCCUUCAGAGAGAGUUAGUAAAUUAAGUUAUGAUAAUGGCAGAAGUUCGUUUUCUCCGUCAAACAGCAGGCAGUCUAACGAAGGCCGUGCCCGGAGUAGAUCUAAGUCACAUGAUCGGGAGAGAGAAACUUCUAGGUCAAGGUUUGCGGAGGAUGAGUUUUCGGACAGAGGAAGACAUCAUGAUUCUAGUAGGGAUUAUCAUCAUGACAGAGUUGACUCAGUUAGGACUGAGGAAAGAUAUCAUCGACGUGGGCGAUAUGAGGAAAAUGACAGGCAAUAUAGUCGAGAAGUCUUGGAAAGAGAUAGAAGUAAGGAGAGAGAUAUGGACAGGGAGGGAAGCAUAAGAGAUAGGGAUUCGGAAGGAAGUAAGCGGAGAGAUAAAGAUAGUGAUCGGAGGAGGGAAAGAGAACGAGAGAAGAGAAGGGAGAUAGAGUCUGACCGUGAAAGACGAAAAGAGAAGGAACGAGAGCGCAGCAUUGAUAGGGAUAGGAGAAAGGAGAGGGAAGGAGAUUAUUUACGGGAUAGAGCCAAUGAGAGAGGUAGGAGUAGAGAUAGAACCAGGUAUAACAGCAGAGAGAGGAAGAGAGAAAAGGAAAGGGAGGGUGAAAAAGAUUGGGAGAGAGGAAGAGAAACCCAGAAAGAUAGGGAGAAGUACAUAAGUAGUGAUGUGGACUACGGUGAGAUGAGGCACAAACAGUCUAGAAACACAAGAUAUGAUGCGGUAGAUGACCUAGAAAUGAGAAAGCCAAAUUCUUUGAAGGCCCAUAAUUCUAAGGGUGAUAAGUUAGAAGAAACGUGGGCCAAUGAUGAAAGGUCCCGAAAUGAGGAUGGUCAAGAUGAUAAUGACGAAGGACUUACAUGGAAAUCUCCUGAGGAAGAAGAAGAAGAAUUACUAAAUAGAAUCAAGGAAGAGAGCAGGAAGCGAAUGGAAGCCAUACUGGAGAAACAUAAGAGGAAGCCCGAGCAGCAAAAUGAACUUUUAACUCAGGAUAAUGGGAAAGAUAUUGUUCCAGAAACUGGUGCUCCAGUGUCGACUUCUCCUGCAGUUGUCAUAGCAGCUAAUGUAGGCCAGGCCAAAACUAACUUGGACUUUGAUACUGUCGCUGCCAAGGCACCAUUAAUAGCCGGUGGGCCACCUACUAUGUCUGGAAUUUCAGACUCAGAGAAGAAUCAAGCUCAAGCGGGGCUUGGUGAAGGUAGCCCGAAGAGUGAAAGGUCAGCUGACAUGUUUCAUGAUGAUAUCUUUGGAGAGUCCCCGGCUGGUAUCCGAAAAGUGGGAGGGAAAGGUGAUGGUGUUCCCAUGGUGAGGAGCGGGCUUCAUGAUAAUUGGGAUGAUGCAGAGGGUUAUUAUAGCUAUCAGUUUGGCGAGUUACUUGAUGGUAGAUAUGAAGUCAUUGCUACUCAUGGAAAAGGUGUCUUCUCUACUGUGGUUCGUGCUAAAGACUUGAAAGCUGGACCAGCUGAACCUGAAGAGGUGGCAAUAAAAAUUAUCCGUAACAAUGAGACGAUGCAUAAAGCUGGAAAGAUUGAGGUUCAAAUAUUGAAGAAGCUGGCAGGCGCUGACCGAGAAGACAGGCGCCACUGUGUUCGAUUUCUUUCAAGCUUUAAGUACCGUAAUCACCUUUGCUUGGUGUUUGAGUCGCUCCAUUUGAAUCUUCGUGAGGUCUUGAAGAAGUUUGGUCGCAACAUUGGUCUCCAACUCUCUGCUGUUAGGGCUUAUUCAAAGCAGCUAUUCAUUGCUCUUAAACAUCUGAAGAAUUGUGGGGUACUUCACUGCGAUAUAAAACCUGACAACAUGCUGGUCAAUGAGGGGAAAAAUGUCUUAAAGCUUUGUGAUUUUGGUAAUGCAAUGUUUGCAGGCAAAAACGAAGUUACACCGUAUCUUGUUAGUCGCUUUUACAGAUCCCCUGAAAUUAUUCUGGGGCUCACCUAUGACCAUCCGUUGGAUAUAUGGUCUGUUGGCUGCUGUCUGUAUGAGCUUUAUAGUGGAAAAGUUCUUUUCCCUGGCGCCACAAACAAUGAUAUGUUACGCCUUCAUAUGGAACUGAAAGGUCCCUUCCCUAAAAAGAUGCUUCGCAAGGGAGCAUUUAUUGAUCAGCACUUUGAUCAUGACUUGAACUUUUAUGCUACAGAGGAAGACACCGUUAGUGGAAAGCUGAUAAAAAGAAUGAUCGUAAACGUGAAGCCGAAAGAUUUUGGUUCCAUCAUUAAAGGUUACCCUGGUGAGGAUCCCAAGAUCUUAGCUCAUUUCAGGGAUCUCUUGGACAAAAUGUUCAUCCUUGAUCCCGAGAGGAGACUGACUGUGUCACAGGCAUUAGCUCACCCAUUCAUCACUGGCAAGUGAAACCACAUUGCCAUUUUCCCUCUCUGUUGUAUCAGGAAAUGCUGUUGUCCUAGAUAUCUGUACAUUAAAUAUCUUAAUUACCAUUGAAGGAUCUAAUCUUUGAAUUUUCUCUACCUUCCCUCUGCUGCCUGAGAGAGCUUUGGUUACAAUGUCGACAUGGGUGGAGUUCUCAUUACCGACGAUUCUCAGGGGACUUUACUGGUUCUCUAUUGACAUCGACCAAUGCUUAAAGACACUCCUUAACAUCUUUCAAUGCUUUAAUGGCACACAGGAGAAGGUUUUGCUUGGAGGGGAGAGAGAGCUGCUGCACAAGGAAAACAUACAAGGGCUUUUCCUCUCUCCUCCUGCAAAUUUGGUAAGUAUCUUGAGCUUUAUGGCCAAUCUGUGUUGCUGUGGAUGUUCUUUUUUGUUCAUAGUCGUUCAGAUAACUUGCCUUUAGGUUUUCAUUAACACUAAAGUUUUCUUUUGGGAGUCAAGGUUAGAAAGGAUUUGCGUUGC